GUAUACAAAAGUCUCUACGAAUACAAAGUAUUCUCAGUAUACAUACACACAUAUAUAUGUGUUAUCGAUGACGGAUGAGCAUUAAAGAUAACGCUCUAUCAGAGUUGAGCUGACUGCAAGUUUCAUCAAAUAAAGCACCUGUCUUUACCAUAAUCACUAUUUUUUUUUCCUUUUUUUGGUAGAAUUAAUUUGAAAAGGCUGUAUUAUCUGCUGUCUGAAAUAUAGCAAGCAUUUUCUUGGAAGUAGGAGCUUCAAACUUUGAGAUCUGAAAACCCUCUUUGGAUUUUGGUGAGUAAUCUUACUUCUCAGCUUCUUAUCUUGGUUCUGUGCUGUAGCCCUCUUGUUGUUUGCUUUGUUGCUUGGCAAAAAUUGGAUUUUUAUGGCCUUCUUUUCUCAGAGGUGGAGUCAGCGGUUGAGCUGUAGUUUGAUUAUGUUGAUGUAGGGUAAUAUGUGGAAGCAGCUUCGUGAUUUUGUUUGGUUCUUGUGUAUGAAAUUUACAGCUGAGAAAGAUUGGAUUAUCUGGAGUAAGUUAUAGUAUGAAUUUGUAGUAUUCGCAUUUAUUGUACUUCUUAGCUAAGGUUUGCCCUUCUUUUGGCUUUUCCAUACACCACAAGUGCCUCUGAAGGGAAUAAAAGGGUUGGAGGUUUCUUGGAGGUUUCACCAUAAUUAAAUAUACUCUUCUUUUCUUCAAUAGAGGACUAGGUUUUGGGCUUCAAUAUUCCCCUUCUAGGGUUUUCUUUGUUUGGGAAUAAUUUUGAUUACUGGGGCUUUUUACUGGAAAAUGGACUAUCGUCGGGAAAAUGGGUUUUCUAGUGGAAAUGUGGUGCAAGUUCUUUCUGGGAAUUCUGGAAAUGCUGUGAAUGAAAGCUGGGGUGCUGGUUAUGCCGAUCAGGCGGUUUGGGCGACCGAGGAUGACUAUGGGAUGUGGAAUGCGGAAGCUUCUUUUGACAACAAUUCGAAUUCAAAUUAUGAUGGGAGGGUAUCCCAAUCGCGAUCGGGAAGUGAGCCGCCUAAUAAAAGAUCUAGAAAUUCCCAGUCGGGGGAUUUGGCGGCUUCUAAUCGGUCGAAGGCGAUUGGAAAGAUGUUCUACAAGACCAAAUUAUGUUGCAAAUUCCGGGCCGGAACUUGUCCAUAUAUCACCAACUGUAAUUUUGCACACAGCAUUGAGGAGCUUAGAAAACCACCCCCUAAUUGGCAAGAAAUUGUGGCUGCACAUGAGGAAGAACGAGCAGUAUCGUCUGAACCGAGGGAGGAAUUUCAGAUACCAAUUUUGGGGGUCAGUGACGACACACAGAGGUCUUACAAAGGGCGCCACUGCAAAAAGUUCUAUACUGAUGAAGGCUGCCCAUAUGGGGAGAAUUGCACUUUCCUUCACGACGAGCAGUCAAAAGCCCGAGAAAGUGUAGCAAUAAGUUUGGGCCCUGGCAGUGGUGGCGGAUAUGGGAGCAAUGGAAGUUCAUCAGCCUUGAAGCCUUCAAAUUGGAAAACAAGGAUUUGUAACAAGUGGGAGCUCACUGGGUAUUGUCCCUUUGGCAGCAAGUGUCAUUUUGCUCAUGGAGCUGCAGAACUGCACCGUUAUGGCGGAGGACCAAUGGACUCAGAAGUUAAAGAUUCUUCUACUCCUGAUGCCAAACAAGGGGUACCACCUGCUAAAACUUCGGUCGACAUCAUUGUUGCUUCUGCCACAUCUGUUCCUCACUCUGAUGGUUAUCAUCAUAUUGGAGUUCCCUCCCAGAGGUUGUCCAAUGUGAUACAGAAGACGGGACAGAGAUCUACUCAGAAAUGGAAGGGCCCAGAUAAAAUUAGCAAGAUAUAUGGCGACUGGAUCGACGACCUUGAGUAGGCUUUCUACUAAUGUUGAGAUAAACCCUGCAAGUGGCUUUCCUAACAAACGAUGUUUUUAUCAUAGAAUAAGAAUGUUUCAGUUGUAGAAGAUGGGGUGCAUGCAGCCUAGUGUUGCCCAUUUUUGUUGUUGUAUCAGAAUGUUGCUCUGUAAAAAUAUAAAUCCUUUCUAUUCGAUGUCUGUUGUUCAUGGAUGGAAGGUUUGUUUGCCAGGUAAUGGAUUAUCAUGUACAAUUUCCCUGCUUACAACAUUAUCAGACCAUGUAAGAAAGCUAUUUUAUGGACAUGUAUGUUUGUU
Molecule: messenger RNA, 2140 nt
Organism: Sesamum indicum (sesame)
Lineage: Eukaryota; Viridiplantae; Streptophyta; Magnoliopsida; Lamiales; Pedaliaceae
Product: Zinc finger (CCCH-type) family protein
Molecular function (GO): metal ion binding; mRNA binding
Source: RefSeq, a predicted model, not a curated record